AUGCCGCCCGAUCUCAACUCCCUCCCGCCAUCCCGCUCGACCACGUCCUCGCCUCUGCAGCCACGCAACUGGCCGUCGUCUGUCGAAGGGAACAGCAACAGCAGCAAUAACAAUAGCAGCAAUACCCGAUCGCCUUCUCCACGACCCCCUGCUGCGGCGGACCUCUCGCACCGGCCAUCUCUCGGCCAUGGCAGCUCUCCGCACAACAGCAACAGCAACAGCCGACCGUCCAUCUCGGACAGUCGCCGUCGUUCGGGCAUCGGCAUGCACCUCAACCUGAACGAGCCGGCUGGGGAUCCGAGUGAGCACCGGUCCUCGCUCAGCCAUGCGUUCCGCACCGCCAGUCCGACCAGCCUGGGAGGCAGCCCGGUCAUUGCGACGGGCGAUCCGCAUCACCAGCGCGCGCCCUCGUUGGGCGAGAUCCACCAGGAGCUUGAGCAGGAGCAGGAGGCGCAAGUGAAUCGACUACUCCAAAUGAUCCGCCAGCAACAGAUCCAGCUCCAGCAGCUGCAGCAACAGCAGCAACAGCAACAGCAACAACAGUCAGCAAGCUCAGGGACCGCCGUCGUGGACGACUCAACACCCAACUCGGAGCGGUCGGCGUCGUUUCCCUCCGUCCCGCCGCUCCCGGUGCCGGGGAGUCGAUCGUCGAUGCAAAUCCAUCAGUCGCUCUCGACGCGUCGGGGGUCUCGGACGUCGAGCCAGGCGCCGUCGCCCAGUCUGCAUCCCACCGGAUCGGCGCAGCCAUCGUCGGCGAUUGAUCCGGCGCAUGCCAGCUACAGCUCCGAGUGGUCGGGGUUGGGCGGGGGGAACGAGUCGGGGCAGUCGGGGCAGACGGGACAAGGCCGUCGCGGCAGCCGGGACGAGAGUGCGUUCUAUCAGGCAGAGGCGGCCAUGUUGGCUCGCGAGAACCAGAUGCUUCGGAUGCGGAUUCGGGAGCUGGAGCGGCAGAUUGCUGAGCUGUCGACGAACCAGUCUGCCAACAGCGGGUCGGAGGCGACUUCGCAGGAGCCGCAGGAGCAGACUACGCGGGAAUCAACUACGCAGGAGUCAACUGCGGAGGAGGCACCGACUGCACAAGCAGAAUUGGCAGACGAAGCCGAGAAGACUUGA
Rasamsonia emersonii CBS 393.64 is the source of this 1113-nucleotide messenger RNA. RefSeq lists its product as uncharacterized. NCBI's taxonomy places the organism in Eukaryota, Fungi, Ascomycota, Eurotiomycetes, Eurotiales, Trichocomaceae. The transcript has 2 exons. The record is from RefSeq and is a predicted model, not a curated record. Bases 1 to 1113 code for a protein of 370 amino acids.